AUGACCAAAAAAAAAAUUGGGAAACCUGUCCGAGGAGGUGCUUCUAAGCAUUCUGUUAGCGGAAAAUGUUUUUCUACAGAAUUAAUGCUGAAUCAAGAUGGGACAUUACAAUCAGAUAUAACUCCUAAAACAUGGAGAGAAAUCGAAGAAACAUCAAGCGAUACAACAGAUUCGGAAAAAAAUACCAAUGAUUCUGAUAUAUCUAAUUCAGAGGCUCAAUCUUCCUUUCAUGAACGAGAAAAAAGAAAAUCAAAAGGUGCUCCUCAGCCUAUUAUUGAAAUUCAAAAUCCAAAUCGUAUAAAAAAGCAGAAUUAUAAGCCUUCUGAACUUUUAAAAUUAGAACCUCAAGAAUUAAGUCGGAAAGAUCGCGAUGCCAUUGAAAAGAGAGCAGCAGAAGAACGAUAUAGAAAACUUCAUUCGGAGGGGAAAACUGAGAAAGCUAGGGCAGAUCUUGCAAGACUUGCGAUUGUACGAAAAGAACGAGAGGAAAAGGCACGACAGAGGAAAGCUGAACAAGAAGCAAAAGAAACUGCUGCACAAGCACGCACGGGAAAAUCUUUAAGGCCUAACUAA
Pneumocystis murina B123 is the source of this 573-nucleotide messenger RNA. RefSeq lists its product as hypothetical. Gene Ontology annotation, cellular component: cytosol. Bases 1 to 573 code for a protein of 190 amino acids. NCBI's taxonomy places the organism in Eukaryota, Fungi, Ascomycota, Pneumocystomycetes, Pneumocystales, Pneumocystaceae. Gene Ontology annotation, molecular function: RNA binding. The record is from RefSeq and is a predicted model, not a curated record. The transcript is spliced from 3 exons.